GACCUGACGCCUCCACUCCACUUGAUCAGUCAUCAGAGGCCGGCAUGCUUUCGUCCGGUCGUCCCUCGCAGGCGGCGGCGGCGUUCACCGAGCAGCAGCUGAAGCAGUUCCGGGCGCAGUGCCUCGUGUUCCUCGCCGUCAGAAACAACAUGGAGCCCAAGAAGAAGCAUCUGGAGAUUGCACUGGGCGAAUUUUCUGAGGAAGGCGGCAGCAGCAGCAGGAGCGGCGGCGGAGACGACGACGACGGUGAUAAGACGGCCGGCCUGUACUGUUCGCCGGUGGUGGUCUCUUCAUCGGCUGCUGCUGGGCUGCCGCCGCCGGAUCUUCUUGCCCUGUCCACGCUGCGGCUGUCCUCUCCCCGUCCCCGGAGCGGCCCAACCCGAAGGAUUGUACGCCGAGGACCGCGCAGAAUACAGUGAUUCAAGGGGAGAAAUCGAUAAGAUGUGGCCUCGUCUAUUUUCCAUGCCAUUAAUUAGUGUAUAAUCAUGUAUGUAUAAAGCUGACUAGAAUCUAUUGCCACACAACCUUAUUAGAUUACGAACGAACUCAAUUUGCUGGUA
Zea mays is the source of this 560-nucleotide messenger RNA. RefSeq lists its product as uncharacterized. Lineage: Eukaryota; Viridiplantae; Streptophyta; Magnoliopsida; Poales; Poaceae. The transcript has 3 exons. Bases 45 to 419 code for a protein of 124 amino acids. The record is from RefSeq and is a predicted model, not a curated record.